Messenger RNA from Tupaia belangeri chinensis (Chinese tree shrew), 2626 nucleotides. RefSeq names its product kelch like family member 2 (gene KLHL2). The record is from RefSeq and is a predicted model, not a curated record. Gene Ontology annotation, molecular function: protein binding. Lineage: Eukaryota; Metazoa; Chordata; Mammalia; Scandentia; Tupaiidae.
AUGCUCCGAGAAUUGGUUAUUGCUAGUGCGGUGCUCUUAGACAGAAUUAGAAAGCCAUCUCAUCAGAGAAGCCAACUUUGUCCACAUCUGGGAAUUUGUAGAAGUCGGUCAUUGAAGGAAGGUUUUGGGAUUAUCAAAUAUAAAUCCUUGCAGUGCCCUGGAGUCAAACCUCAACUACUUAGAGUGACUUUUGAUAACAAUAGCAAAAUCAAUUCAGACUGGUUGUGGACUGUAGAGUUGAGUAAAGACUUAAAAGUGAAAGAAACUUGGGAAAGUAACUCCAGAUGCACAAAGCAGGGUCAUCAGAAGCCUCUCGAUUCAAAAGAUGAUAAUACCGAAAAACACUGCCCAGUGACAGUGAAUCCUUGGCAUAUGAAGAAAGCUUUUAAAGUCAUGAAUGAAUUAAGAAGUCAAAAUUUGCUGUGCGAUGUCACAAUUGUGGCAGAAGACAUGGAGAUCUCUGCGCAUAGAGUGGUGCUGGCUGCCUGUAGUCCUUAUUUCCACGCCAUGUUUACAGGUGAGAUGAGUGAGAGCCGGGCAAAGAGAGUUCGAAUAAAAGAAGUGGAUGGCUGGACCCUGAGGAUGCUGAUUGAUUAUGUUUACACUGCAGAAAUUCAAGUUACAGAAGAAAACGUACAGGUACUUCUCCCAGCAGCAGGUCUGUUACAGUUACAGGAUGUGAAGAAGACUUGCUGUGAAUUUCUGGAAUCCCAACUUCACCCUGUCAACUGCUUAGGAAUCCGGGCUUUUGCUGAUAUGCAUGCAUGCACAGACCUCUUGAACAAGGCCAACACCUAUGCAGAGCAACAUUUUGCAGAUGUCGUACUUAGUGAAGAAUUUCUCAAUCUUGGCAUUGAACAAGUGUGCAGCUUAAUCUCAAGUGACAAACUCACCAUUUCCUCAGAAGAGAAAGUAUUUGAAGCAGUAAUAGCUUGGGUAAACCAUGACAAGGAUGUGAGGCAAGAAUUUAUGGCUCGGCUGAUGGAACAUGUACGGUUACCUUUGCUUCCUCGGGAAUAUUUAGUUCAGAGAGUUGAAGAGGAAGCAUUGGUCAAGAAUAGCAGUGCUUGUAAAGAUUACCUCAUUGAAGCGAUGAAGUAUCAUUUGCUGCCGACAGAGCAACGAAGAGCGUCAGGACCCGACUGAGGACACCCAUGAAUCUUCCCAAAUUGAUGGUGGUGGUUGGGGGCCAAGCACCCAAGGCCAUCCGAAGUGUGGAAUGCUAUGACUUUAAAGAAGAACGAUGGCACCAGGUAGCAGAGUUGCCUUCCCGGAGGUGCCGAGCAGGGAUGGUCUAUAUGGCUGGACUUGUUUUUGCUGUUGGUGGCUUUAAUGGCUCAUUAAGAGUCCGCACCGUAGAUUCCUACGACCCUGUGAAGGACCAGUGGACCAGCGUUGCUAACAUGCGAGACCGGAGAAGCACUUUGGGAGCUGCUGUGUUGAAUGGACUGUUGUAUGCUGUGGGAGGCUUUGAUGGGAGCACAGGCUUAUCAUCCGUGGAAGCAUAUAACAUAAAGUCUAAUGAGUGGUUUCACGUGGCUCCAAUGAACACGAGAAGGAGCAGUGUUGGUGUAGGCGUAGUUGGAGGUUUGCUCUAUGCUGUAGGAGGUUACGAUGGAGCUUCUCGUCAAUGUCUUAGCACAGUGGAGUGCUAUAAUUCCACAGCAAACGAGUGGAGCUAUAUAGCAGAAAUGAGCACCAGGCGCAGUGGAGCAGGUGUUGGUGUGUUGAACAACUUACUGUAUGCAGUUGGAGGCCACGAUGGCCCACUAGUACGGAAAAGUGUUGAAGUAUAUGAUCCCACCUCUAACACAUGGAGACAGGUUGCAGACAUGAACAUGUGCAGAAGAAAUGCAGGUGUCUGUGCAGUUAAUGGUCUGUUAUAUGUUGUUGGAGGGGAUGAUGGUUCCUGUAACUUGGCAUCGGUGGAAUAUUAUAAUCCAACAACUGAUAAGUGGACAGUUGUGUCAUCAUGUAUGAGCACAGGGAGAAGUUAUGCAGGAGUCACAGUUAUUGAUAAACCGUUAUGAGCCUGAAGGACAUUUUCAGCAUAUUUACACAUGAGAAACAGGCUUCAACAAGUAUUUCUGAAGUGACUGAGAAUCUAGCACUUCUCCACUUGUAGCUGCACUUUAAGUCUCAGCAGAAGAUAAGAUCGUCUGCCUUUAUAGGCCUCGGAUGCUGAAGAUUAUUUUUGGUAGAAGCACCGUGUAGGCUUUUUCUGCAAUGAGCAGCAGCUGACUGAAUUUUAAUAAGAAACCUGGACUGCAGUACUUCUUCUGUAGUCCUUGACGACAGUUGCUUUCAUAAAGACUAGUCCUUACCAACCUUGAACAACUAUGGAUUAUUUUGUGAAGGAGGAUAAAGUAAUGUGUGUUCUCGUAAAAUUAAAUUUUAUCUUUAUUUCUUCUCCUGAAAACUGUAUACCCAGGAACUGAAAAUCUACGUAAGUAUACAAACUAGUUGAGGGAUAAAACUGUUUGCUUUUAUAAAAUAUCUUUGAUUACAUGAAUAUAAUAAAUUGUGUGCAUAUCAAUGUGUGUCUAUAUGCUUUCCUUUAAAUAUGUUUGAAAAGAAGUUUGAAAAUUGAUUAUACUAUUUAUAAUUGGCACAGUACUUUGAAUUC